AUUUAACAAUUAAUAAGGAAGUUUUGAAAUCAACACUUGGAUGGAGUAGCAAAUUUUACAAACCGGAAAAAUGUUACAAACACUUUAAAUAAUAAUCAGAUAGAACUGACGAUGAACUUAACGCAUCGAAUUAUUUUCAAUAUAGAAAAAAGAUACAUAUUGUUUUUCUGAUUUGUAAAAUAUUACUAUAAAUUGAAAACUGGAUACCAAUUUUAAAAUGUCAGGGAUUUUCUAUAAUAUGUGCACUAUAUUUUGUGUCAUAUUAUCAACAGUGAUCAUACCCGGCAACGGAGUAGUGCUAGACUGUUAUAACACAUCAAUUCGGGAGUACGACGGCCAUCAGCAGACGACUGUUACCGGAAAAGCGUGUUUACGAUGGGAUCAGUUUAAUGAAUACUUUGCGAGUUACUUCACAGAUGCCACAAUAUCAGAUGCAGCUAAUUUCUGUCGUUCUACACUGGGAUAUGGCGGUGCCUGGUGUUUUACGUCAAUAAGCAGAACUUUGGACAAUUGUGGUAUCAAUAAAUGUGGUGAUGAUGGUUUGCGUGAGUGUGGCAAAUUGAAUAUUGACAAACCCACCAUACUAGGAAGGAAUGUAACAUUUUCUUUCACCCCCGACACGUAUAAUCCGCAUGCAAUUCUAGAAUGGCAGCGCAGCAUGAAUGGAGUAAAUCAAUGGAAAACUCUCCCCUUAAAUUACAAGUUUACUCAAUACGAGAGAAAUAUGACUUACUACCUGAUAUUAACUGACAGUGUCAGAAACAAUGACGAGGGAUUUUACCGUAUUCAUUAUUAUAAUGAGACAAUACAUUGCUGGAUGGACGCUGGGAAAUUGACGCUUGAAGAACCACCAAGUGUACCUGUAAUUGUUGGAUUACAAGACAUAGAAAAUUGCAAAGACUGUAUUGUUGGUGAGCAUAAUGAGAAGUUCAAACUUGCCUGUGAGAUACAUGGUGGUUCCCGUCCUCUAACCGUCACAAUGACAAUAGGAAAUGAAUCAUAUAAACCUCUAGAAUGGAGUUCAACGACGUACAAUGUAUAUUUUAUUCUUAAGGAUCAUCAUCAUAUGAAACAUGUGGUAUUUUCAGUUAUGAACCAUGCAUUGUCAUCACCUUUAAGUGUCACUGCUAGGAUGUAUGUUAUAAAACCACCAACGUUUCAAUUUUCGAUGCCGGAAAUUCUAAGAGACGGCGAAGAUAAUAAUAUCACAUGCAUGCUAGAUGGUGGGAGACCUAACCCGGGUGUAUAUUUCAUCAUUUCCGGCUCAGAAUUAUCGUCUGCAAACUCACAUUUUUAUAAUUCGACUUCAUCUUUACAUACUAAUGUCAUUACGCUGACAACAUUCAAGAAAGAAUGGAACAAAGAAAACAUCACGUGCUGUCGAUAUAACAAAUGGUACAAAAUUGCGCGGGAAUGUUCAUCGCCUAAACAAGUUAACUAUAUGUUUCCUCCCUCAAAUGUGUUGUUAGAAGUCAAAGUUGAUGAAGGAAGAAUAACCAAAGCCUAUGCUGUAUGCAUUAUUUAUAGCUCGAACCCAGUCUGUAACGUUCAAUUUAGAGCCGCAAUCGGGAUAAUUGGUUCAAAGAGAUCCUCAAGCAAUAUAAGUCUACCCCAUGGUGCAUGGAGUUCUGUGCUUGAAGUCAACUUGAAUGUCAGUGUAGAAGACAAUGGGAAAGAUGUUACAUGUGUCGCUGAGUGUGACCAGUUUACUGUUGACCUUAAGAACACUGUCAAAAUACUUCUGCAUGCUGAUCUAGAUGGUAGAGAGACAGGAGAUGAUAUGAGUAUAACAGGCAAAAUCGAAACAUGUGUUGGAUUAGGAUCUAUAGUCGGGUCUGUGAUUGCCGUUUUAGCUGUUGGAAUUCUUAUUGGUGUGAUUUGUACCUUUUUUAUUCUUACUAGAAAAGGAAAUCUAAAAGACUCGAAGAAACAACAAACACCUCAUCCGACAAUGUCUCAAGAUAUAGAAUUAACUGGACCAUCAUCUACACUGGAUACCUACGAGCAACUUCAAAACAGAACAGGUACUGAAAAUAGGGAAACUUAUGAUUCUCUUGAAGCAAACUCCAGCUUACAACCAAACAGACAAUCUCAGUAUGAGAGUCUGAAUCAGGAAGCAGAGAAAUAUCACACAUAUACAGAUCUACAACAAAGCCGAUAGAUCUUGAGAACGUACUGAGAUAUCCGGAAACUCUGACUUUAUAGAAUGAUUAUUUGUAUUAUUUGUAUUUCUGUUAUUUUAAAAUAUAUAUUAUGCUCAAAUUUGAUAUUUGGAAAAAAAACUGAUAAUAUUACUGUUCAGUCUCUUUUGAAAUGUAACAUAAGCAGUCAUGUUUUGUAAAUUUACACGUUACGUUUUAAACUCUGAACAGUACAAGUAAUCUAAAAAUCUUAAAAUUAUCUGGCAGUUUUUGAAAAAAUAGACCAAAUUCAAUUGACAAAAAAUUUGGAAUGCAGCUUCCGCGCCUUCCAAACAUAGUUUUGACAUUCACUUAUUCAAAUAAGUCAUAUCAAGGAAGAAUUUACUAAAUUUCAAUAAAUUUCUUCCAUUAAGGUAGCUUACCCAAAGAUGAGUAUGGUAUAAUUUGAUGAAAAAUAUUAUUACAUAAAAAGUCUUACUGUACAUAAAUAUAUUAAGGGGACUUGGGUAAGUGAUGAAAAAAGAACUAUCUAUUCGUAUUCUGUUAUAUAUAUUUAUAACUAUAUCUUUUGUAAUAAGAAAAAAUCUGUUUCAAGAACUGUUAUUACUGGUAUCUAUUUUGAAACUUAAGUUUUGCAACAUUAUUCGUUUAGAUUUUAAUUUAGAUUUUAUAAAAUGGCAGUUUUAUUCAUUUUUGAUUAGCACUUGCUUAGCACAGAUAUGUGUAAUAUCAAAAGUAAAUUAAUGGACGAAAUGUCUUUUUAUUUCAGAGAGAUAAUUACAAAUCAAGCUUAUAUUAUCCUUUUUUUAUUUUGCUUAGGCGUGUGCACUUUUCAUUGGAGUGAUAUGUUGUUAUAGUUAUUAGCUUACAUCUUCUGUAGCAUAAAAUAUAUGAAACAUUUGUAUGCAUUUAUUACCUGUUGUUAUGUCUGAAUGAGUAUAUUGAAAGGCAUUGUCCGUUCGUUUGUCUGUUAAUUCAUCUACCAAAAAACUUAUAUGUGAAAAUUUUGGUAAGAUAUUAAUUUAAUUAGGCUUACAUUUCCAUGUGAAUAAGGAUAAAGACUCAGCAAAUAUCAUACUGGUGAAACACAUGGACUUUUUAGUAAUACGUCUAAUAUUGCAUAAUCAAGUAAUGAUCCUUUGUAUUUUUAAAAUAGUUUGACAAGUAUGUUUAUUUUAACAAGGUAACAGGUAUUGUUCGUAUUAAAUUUAGUUUGAAUGCCAUAUAUUGAGUGAGAAUUCUUUCUUAUAAUUUUAAUCAAGAAUUGAACUUCUUUUCAUGGAAGAAUUCCAGCAAGAAGCAAAUAUUGAAUUGCUUUGUUCAUUUCAAUCGUAACUGAUACAUCUGUAAAUAAGGAUGAGAACAUUGUGAAUGUUAAAUGACAUCAUAAUCGAUACUUUUUUUUCGAGUUUUAGGCUCUUAAGAACUUUAGAAUUAAGCGUCUGUAAUGUUUAUUGUCCAAAGACAUAUUUCAUAGAAUACAGCAAAAUAACUUCGGUUCCUUUAAAAAUGUCUUAAAAUUGAAAUUGUGAUCAACUCUCAAAUUAUUAAAGUAAUGUUUUACCACCUAUUCAAAGAUACUAUGGUUUCGAUUGGCAAUUAUGAAAUAUUGCUAGUUUAGCACAAAUGGACAUGCAUCUUGACAUUUCUUGACUGUUAAAAAUGUUCGUGCAAUGUGAAGUAAAGCCACUGCCUUUUUUAAUUUUGCUCUAUUGCAUUUUACUUAAAGUGAAUUGGUCUAUUAUGUAAAGGUCUGUGAUAGGUAAUUGAUAUCAUUCAUGGCAACAAACCUCAAAAGAAUAAUAUAUUUAUAUUUAUAUACAUGUAAGUCUUGUUGGAAAGUGUGAGAUACACGAUGUUAUAUUACAUAUAAUAGCUAUAUAUAGCAGAUGAUAAAUUGUUUUAGAACAAAAUAUUAUUAUUCAUUUCAUAUAAAUGUUCAUAUUAAAUCUCUCAGACCUCUUACCAACAUGUUAUAUCUAGAAAUAUUUCAUAUGAAUAUCUAAAUGAUACAUUGCUAUUGUUGUUUUUUUCAAUAUUUGAAUUAAUUAAAAAAAAUUGUGUCCAUGUAGACCAAUUCACCUUAAUAAUAAUACUCAUUUAUUAGUUUAUUGGAGUCAUUAUAAUACACAUUAAUAUAGAUGCAUUGAAAAGGUUUUUAUAAAGUAGAUUAUCAAUUAUUUGCUUUACAAUAUACAAUAUAAUUAUUUCUAUUUUAAAGAAUAUCAAUUUUCUAAUGUCGUAUUUGAACUCUUCAUCUGCUGUAAUAGAUUUAAAGUAAAAAGCUUAGAGCCAUGCAAGCUUUAACUUCCGAACAAACUGCAUAAAUUAUAAUGUUGAUAGCUGAUAUUAUCUAUUCUGGACAUAGAAAUUCCUUAAACAUUGACUAAACUGUCCUAAAUUUUAAGUCAACUUCGGUUAAAAGUAUGUUCAUCAUGACUAAACAAUAUUCUUAUAUGAACAAAUAUAUAUAUUAAGCAUUACUACUGAAAUUGAUGUCGUUCUUAGAGAAUCAACAGUGUUUCGUCUUUAUGUGAACACAAUUGAUUGCUCAUAGUUUGUUUGUUUUGUUUGUUUUUUUUUGUGUUUUUUUAAUCCUUUUUAAUUUUUGUCCAUGAUUUUGUUAUAGUAGUGUGUAUUCUUCUUAUAUCUUAAUUAUAUAUUUUCAAUUACUUUUUUAUGAGUACUUGAUAUCGCUAACGAUGUACGCCAAACGGCACGUUGUCCUGCGGCGUGUUGUUGCGAGGUCACGCAAUGCACAAUGUACCAAAUCAGCCACCAUAGAUAACGAUAUAGGUUGCGUUGUCGCUAUCGACAACGCAAUGCACAAUGUACCAAAUCUUUCGUAUGGUGGCUGUUUUGGAUCUUUUUUGUGUGUCGCGUUGUCGCUACCGCUAAACGGCUUGUUGUCGAGCCGUCGUCAUGUCGUCCUGUCACUAACGGUGCACGCAAAACGGCGCAUGUCGUGCGGCGUGUGGUCGUGAUAUCACAUUGUCGCUCAGCUCAAAUCGAAGGCUAUUCCUAUAUAUAUUAGCCACGCGACAGGGCGAGAUUGCGACAAUGCGUCGCACGACAACGCGCCACUUGGUGUGCUUCGCUGACGAGACGACAUUGCAACAACGCGCCCUUUGUCGCAUUUCGCGAUAUAGGUUGCAUUGUUGCAAUCGACAACGCAACGCGCAAAGUGUACCAAUUAAAUCAGCCAUCAUACGAAAGUGGUGGAUAUUUCUGAGUUAAUAACGGAUUUCCCGCAUUACAUAUUUCAAGCUAGUGAGGUUUAAAAAUAGAAUCUAUCGAUAAUCUUCUGUAAGUUGGUGUAAAACAAAAGAAAACAACGUUGACAUGUGAAGAGUUUAUAAGUGUGGUGCAUGAAAAAAAAACAUAAAACUGUCUGAUCAAUUUUAAGUUCAAUUUCAAUAUUCAAUUU
Messenger RNA from Ruditapes philippinarum (Manila clam), 5568 nucleotides. RefSeq lists its product as uncharacterized. The record is from RefSeq and is a predicted model, not a curated record. Lineage: Eukaryota; Metazoa; Mollusca; Bivalvia; Venerida; Veneridae. The coding region runs from base 218 to 2161 and encodes 647 amino acids. The transcript has 12 exons.